Caenorhabditis sp. 36 PRJEB53466 is the source of this 968-nucleotide messenger RNA. NCBI's taxonomy places the organism in Eukaryota, Metazoa, Nematoda, Chromadorea, Rhabditida, Rhabditidae. The record is from the annotation of a GenBank genome assembly.
AUGCAAAACCUUUACGAUAGCAUCAAAAACUUCAAGGAAGCGAUGAAAGUGUCGACCGUGAGGCUUGCGCUGAAGGGACUCAGCGGUUUCUUCGUUGGAUUCUGCAAAAAUCAGUUCUCGACAGUUCCUUUGUCGAUAAGCAGAAAUCUUACGGGAACCGAUCGGAAAGAGACGCGGUAAAAAUGGUGCGCAUUGACUCGUAAACGCCUCUUUUUUAGGCACGCCACAUAUUUUGCGGAAUUCGGACGAGUGAUUCUGAAGGGUUACCGCCAGUUGUUCACCUCAAACUUCAUCCACGCCAACGACCUGGUCCUGCGCAACGGUCUCGUGCUCCGACUCACGCAGGCUCCGAUUGGCAACGACGAGCGCGGCUACAUAGGGACGAUCGAGAAGUUCUACUGGAUGCUGCGGCAGGACAGAACCGAACGGGUGGUCAUGUUGUGCAAACUGUUCGAGGACGGUUCGUGAGCCGCCGCAAUAGUUUCCGACUAAUUGUGAUUUCAGAAACACGCAAAUGCGCACAGUACUAUCCGGAGGAAAGUGGCGAUGAGCUCACGUUCCAAGGCUUGACAGUGAAAUGCACUUCGAAAUCGCUCGACUCGACAGAAGAGAUCGUCACCCGCGUGCUUUCCGUCAAAUUCACGUGAGUUCCGCGAUGUUGCAAAACAUUUGAAAGUGGAGAUAAUGCGGGAAGAAUCGCCUUUCUGGAUAGAUUUCUCGGUAAAUGUAUCCACUUUAGAUAUUUUUCCAGAGACUACCCCGAGUUCACGGUCAAACACGAUCAGUACCUCGACUGGCCGGACCAAUCGGCGCCCAUGUGUGCCGACGGGGUCCUCGCGCUCCUCGACUCGAUUCAGAACGAAAUGAACCCGGUUGUCGUGCACUGCACGGUCUCCCAGAGCGCGAAUGAUCAAUGGGGCGCACUUGCAACAGGCGGGCUGGUGUCGAUUUACGCGGCUGCCGAUUAA